CCCCGUUUGUUGCAGUUAGUCUCAAAAUGCUGCAGCGACUCUGUCGUCCUUCCAGAGGCGAUUCUGAAGUUCACGGACACGAGUGGACGACUGGAGGCGCAGUUUCUGUCAUGACGCACAAGGAUUUAAAGCAAGAUCCAACUUUUUAACUGUAUUUUCACGUUGGCCAGCUGAUUAUGGAGUACUGGAGGCAGUGUGCGAUGUGGCUGAUCGGCUGCAACGUGCUGCCGGCGAACCACCGGGUCACCGCGGAUACGGCGCAGGUAUUUGACCUGGCGCAGACCCUGCGGGACGGGGUGUUGCUGUGCCAGCUGCUAAACAACCUGAAGACCCACACCAUCAACCUGAAGGAGAUCAACCUGAGGCCGCAAAUGUCCCAGUUCUUGUGCUUGAAGAACAUCAGGACCUUCCUGUCUUCUUGCUGUGAUGUGUUUGGGAUGAAGAAAAGUGACUUAUUUGAAGCCUUUGACCUUUUUGAUGUCAGAGAUUUUGGAAAGGUCAUGGACACUCUGUCAAAGCUCUCUCAUACAGCAAUUGCUCAGCAAGGAGGAUUCAAACCGUUUCCAAUGGAGGAGAGCCUGAAAAACGAGGAGAUUUACAACAACCUGGAAGACUUGAUUGAUGAGAAUGUUCCUGAGGACGAAGAUGACUUGUAUGCAGCGGUAUACGGGCUGGAAGAGGAGUAUGCGGGCGGAGAGAUCUAUGCAGACCUUAUGAGGACAGAACAGCAUGCACCACUGAAGCAGGUGGAGGUUGAUGUGCGUAGCUGCUGCCUUUCAGAGAUUAAACAGACAGAAGAGCGAUACACAGAGACAUUGGAGUCCAUUGAGAAGUAUUUCCUGAAUCCAUUGAAGAAAUUCUUUUCUGAAGCUGAAAUUGAUAAAGUUUUUGUUAAUAUUCCUGAUUUGGUUAAAGUUCACAAGAGCCUAAUGGUCGAUCUGCAAGACUCGAUCCUGAACAAAAACGCCCUUAAUCUCUACCAAAUCUUUAUCAGCUAUAAGGAAAGACUUCUCAUUUAUGGGAUAUACUGCAGUCGGGUGGAAAUUGCCAUUGCUGUUUUAGACCUUAUCUGCAAAGAGAAAGAGGACGUCCGCCUGAAGCUUGAGGAGUGCUCUAAAAGGGCCAACAAUGGGAAGUUCACACUGAGAGACCUGCUGGUUGUUCCCAUGCAAAGAGUUCUAAAGUACCAUCUCCUGCUACAGGAACUCGUCAAACACACUCACGAGGCUGCUCAUAAGAGCAACCUGACGAUCGCUCUUGAUGCCAUGAAGGACCUUGCUCAGUAUGUCAACGAAGUGAAGAGAGAUAAUGAGACUCUGAGGGAGAUCGACCAGUACCAGAGAUCUAUUGAAAACAUGAAUCAGCCUCUUGUCACUUUUGGUCGGCCAAAAGGAGAUGGGGAGGUACGCUUGGUCUCCAGUGUUGACAAGAAGAAACAGGACAGGCACAUAUUUUUAUUCGAUGUAGCAGCCAUUGUUUGCAAGCGAAGAGGAGACAACUACGAGAUGAAGGACAUACUAGAUCUUAACUACUUCAAAGUUACAAACAAUCCUACAUCUGACAGAGAAAACAAAAAGUGGUGCUAUGGCUUCUAUGUGACGCAUCAGCAGGGACAUGCAGGCUUCGAGCUCUUCUUUAAGACCAGAGAGCUGAAGAAGAAGUGGUUGGAUCAGUUUGAAAUGGCGAUCUCCAAUAUCCGGCCUGAAAAAGCCAACCACAACUCCCACCAGUUCAAGAUGCACACAUUUGAAAGGAUCACUUCCUGUAGUUACUGUCACCUUUUGCUCAGGGGCAUCUUUAACCAGGGUUAUCUGUGUCAAAAAUGUGACCUGGGGGCUCAUAAAGAAUGCCUGGGUCGACUGGGAGUCUGUGGGAGAACAGAUCCUGUCAAGCCGAGGCCCAAGGAGAACACAGCACGACCAGACUCAGGUUUACCGAGGAUGAUUGUGAUCAGAGACUACAGCGGCAUCCCCAGUCCCCUGUGUGGGCCCCCACUAAGCAUUCAGGCGGGGGAUGUAAUUGAGUUGAUGUUUGCUGACCUGCACAGCUCCUGGUGGCAGGGCAAAAUUCUGGCGAAAAGCAAGACUGGCUUCUUUCCAAGUGAUGCUGUGAGACCGUGUCCAUGUGUUCCAAAACCUAUCGAUUAUUCUUCCCAGCUUUGGUUUGCAGGGCUAAUGGAGAGACACCAAGCUGAGGUGGAGCUCAUGGACAGAGGGAACAGCACUUAUCUGGUUCGACACCGGAGCAAAGAGUGCAACGAAUAUGCCAUCAGCAUAAAGUUCAACGAUAAAGUCAAGCACAUUAAGAUUCUGACCAAGGAUGGAUGUUUUUACAUCGCUGAGAGUCAACUAUUCAAGACUGUGCUGGACUUGGUGGAGUACUAUAAACAGCACUCUCUGAAAGAGGGUUUCAGCAGUCUUGACACCACUCUGCAGGUUCCCUACCGAGUGCUGUCCAAUGGAAACAUGCCUACGGCCAUUACCAAGGUUGGCAACGUUCCUCCUGGCGGCGGCAGCUUUGUUCCUCCUUCCUCCUCGCCUUUCUGGUCAGGUACAGUUUUUUCUCCCAGGGUAGUGGGUAUUGCAGUGGCACGUUACGACUUUAGCUCCAGAGAUAUGCGGGAGCUCUCUCUACAGCAGGGAGACAUCAUCAGGAUCUACACCAAGAUGUCCAAUGGCUGGUGGAAGGGAGAGGUUGAUGGCAAGGUGGGCUGGUUUCCCUCAACUUACGUGGAAGAAGAAGACUAACUUCACUCAAUGAUAAGGGAAAGUUGGUGAUGUGCAAUGACCUCCACCCUCCGUACCUUUACUCAGACCUCUCUGAUUAAACCGGGAUAUGAGACGAAGUGACGUUACCCUUUAAAACCUUCUCCUGGUCGCUGGCAGACUCUCACUUAAGGAGGAGGAGGAGGACGUUGGCAAAACAGAGAUUCCAGAGGUGUCACAUCGUAUUUUGAUUCUGUCUGUCCUCUCUGUUCCCUCUCACCUUCUCUUAUUAUUGAUCACUGCUUUGGCUGGGGUAAUACCUGCCUUUGCUGUCAUCAUGUUUCGACACCUGGAAGGCUCAGUCGUCUAGCCCAAAUCGCAGAUCCUGCUGACAGUGCGCCGUGCAGGUACUCCCAUCAAGGAAAAAGAAGGCGCUUUUUAAUUUCCCUUAACCAAACCUCAAAGAACUGGACAGAUAUUAACUUUCAUUUAUGGCAAUUCCUGACAUGGUCAUUGAGUGAUGCUUUUUAAAAAGAGUAUGAAAACUUUUCACUAUUAGUUUGGUGGACUCAGUUUGACUUGGAGAGGAAGGACACAUGUUUAGAAUAAGCUCAUAAAAAAGGCAUAAAUCUAUAUUUUUUGAGUCCAUGGGUCCAAAAUUCAGUUUUAUUAAUAUUUUUUGUUCUUAACGGGUGAAAUCAUGCUUUGAAAUCCUUCCUUUUCACAUUUAAAUCAUUGAGUUGUGGUCUAUAUAAAGUGGAACUGCAAUGCUUUGGUCUGGAUUCCUUGUUAUUGUAGCUCCACAGGCUACUGUUUUUCCCCUGUUCUGAGGUGAGUCUGAGAGCAACAUAAAAAAAAUGUGUUCAUUAGCUAAAUCUCAGGUUAAAAGGUCUUUGGGUAAAUCUUUCUUGAUACCGGUGGAGGUUGCUAAAGGCACUCGUCCUUGAACUGCUUUGCACAUACAAAGAGGAAUUUCCCUACUGGUGUGGGAACAUUUCCAUGAAAAAUCAAAUUUAACCAGGCACUUUGAAGAGAUUCUGCUGGGGGGUGGUGUAUUGAAUUGUGUGUGUUAAUAUACCCAACAACUGAAGAUUUAGACUCAUCCACUUGCAGCUUUGGCGUACUUGAGCUCAAAUUACAAAAUCGCAGCGAGGAAUAAAAUGGCGAAUACGCAAAAUUGGUUAGCCGGAUGUUCAUGACUUUGUUUGGCUGUUCUGCAGCAAAUACUGUGAGAAAAAACUGAACGGAUUAAAAAAUAUGACCCAAACAGAAUAUAAAGAUAUAUACGCAGCACCUGGAGAGACUAAAUUCAACUUUUCUGCACUCCUACGGACUCCAGGUACACAACAAAAUGUAUUUAAGAGCUAAAAAAGUGGAUAUUGCUUAUGUCCACUGUAAUUUGAAUCGUCACUGUAACUUCCCCUUUUGAAAGGUAGUUUGAAUGGUUUACACCUAAAUAGCUUCUUUUUAAGCAUGUUUAUCUCCAAGUAAUGUUUAUUCAGUCAAUCACACAUUCACACACCAGUAAUGUGCAUGGUCGCCAUUUUCAGUAACACAGGGUUUCAAAUCUUCCUCAAGGACAAUUGCACUCCACAUUAUUUUCACAAUCUGCUUAACCUCUUACAUGUGAUGAAAUUGUGUUUUAAAAAAAUACUCUCUAAUAUAAAUUUAUUAAAGCAUAUAUGCUCAAAUGCAAUCAAAUACAAAACAAAGCCACACACUUAGGUGAUGUAAUUUGUGAUACAAUCUUAUACCUCACUGUGAGGUACCAGAGUCCUUUGCAUUUCAAAGAUUUUAGUGUUUACCUCAACUCUUUUUACUUUGAAAAUGAGUGAUUCAAGGGUGAUGUAACAGCUGUUCACUGUUCAGCAAAAUAGCACAAGGGCGUCAAAGUGAUGAGUUUUCCUUCAAACGCCAACACCCUGCUAAUCAUGUGUGUGACAUCAAUAUUUAAUAAAAGCUUUCCAUUCAAAUUGUA
Girardinichthys multiradiatus is the source of this 4683-nucleotide messenger RNA. Its product is annotated as guanine nucleotide exchange factor VAV3-like. Gene Ontology annotation, biological process: cell migration; intracellular signal transduction; regulation of GTPase activity. Gene Ontology annotation, molecular function: guanyl-nucleotide exchange factor activity; protein binding. Bases 177 to 2747 code for a protein of 856 amino acids. The transcript has 28 exons. NCBI's taxonomy places the organism in Eukaryota, Metazoa, Chordata, Actinopteri, Cyprinodontiformes, Goodeidae. The record is from RefSeq and is a predicted model, not a curated record. Gene Ontology annotation, cellular component: cytoplasm; plasma membrane.